GGCCCGGCGUCGCGGUGACUUUUGCUGUGACCGGAGGGGCGGGGCUGCCGACGGCCUGACUCAGCUUCCACGGCCGCGGCCCUCAGUUGGCUGCACGUUGGCAUCACCUGAGAAGCCUUUUUUAAAAUGCAGACGCCCUGACCCCGCGCCAGAGCAGCGAGUCCGAAACUGCGGGGGACUGCGGACCCGGCGGCCCGGGGUGUUUGCAGUCGAGACCCUGAUACCCCUGCCCCCGGGAUCCGGGUUGGGACCACCAGCACCUGCCCGGGCCUACCCAGCUUCAGCUUCACCUCCCUCGCUGAGCCAGCAUGGGGGAGCAGGCAGAGAACUGUAGGGCUCCAGAGGACCUAUUCAAUGGUUUGAAAGUUACAGUCCCCCAGGAAGAAGAGUGUGCUGGCACUGCAGCUUCUAAUCCUAAAGACCCCCAUUCUCAGGCCACGUUGGGGGGAGAUGAGGACCAGGAGGAGGAGGAGCACUUCCACCCCUGCAGGUCCUCCUUUGAGGAGGAGCCGGGCGUGGAUGAGGUAAAGAACAAACCUGAUGAAGAUGUGAAUUCCUCUGAACUGGAUGAAGAAUACUUAAUAGAACUGGAAAAAGACAUGCCAGAAGAAGAGAAACAGAAAAGAAAAGAGAAGAGCACUCAGCUUAAAGAGGAGGGAAAUGAACAGUUCAAGAAAGGAGAUUAUAUAGAAGCCGAAAGUUCUUAUACUCAGGCUCUUCAGAUGUGUCCAUCCUGCUUCCAAAAAGAUAGGUCCGUCCUCUUUUCAAAUAGAGCUGCUGCAAGGAUGAAACAGGACAAGAAAGAGCUGGCCAUCAGUGACUGCAGCAAAGCAAUUCAGUUAAACCCCAGCUACAUCAGGGCAAUAUUGCGGAGAGCAGAGUUGUACGAGAAAACUGACAAGCUCGAUGAAGCCCUGGAAGACUAUAAAUCCAUAUUAGAAAAGGAUCCAUCAGUACAUCAGGCAAGAGAAGCUUGUAUGAGAUUACCUAAGCAAAUUGAAGAGCGGAAUGAAAGACUAAAGGAAGAAAUGUUAGGCAAACUGAAAGAUCUUGGGAACUUGGUCCUCCGGCCCUUUGGACUCUCCACAGAAAACUUCCAGAUUAAACAGGAUUCUUCCACUGGCUCCUACUCCAUCAAUUUUGUUCAGAAUCCAAAUAACAACAGAUAACAAAGAUGUUGGUGACAAGCUGGCUGGAGGUGGUGCGCUGCUUGCUGGUCGGGGACAGGCGGCUCAUGUUCACUCAUGGAAGCAGCUGUCUAUGUUGUGUGCAAGCUGCCCAGCAGGGCCUGUCCCUCUCCCUCCCCAUCCCACGUGUUCCGUGAAGGAGGGACUCACCUGGUGGUGUGAGCCUAAUUUGCUUUCAUUUCAAGGUGGUCUCUGUGCCAGUGUUCCUGGUCCUGCUGUCCCUCUGUCCUGGAGGACAUCUGCUUACUUGGGGCUGCCCUCCCACCCCCUGGGACACGCACAUGUGUUCAGUUGAGUGUCGUCGUCACCUCUACCCCCCACCCUCCUGCAAACCUGCCAUUAGGACAUGUCCUGACAUGACUGCCAGGCUUCCUGCCUGCCACCCCAUCCCCGGCUGCCUCAGCUCUGGUGCCAUCUGACUACUCUGUGGUAAUAAAUGCUUUCUCUCGGUCUGA
Molecule: messenger RNA, 1642 nt
Organism: Erinaceus europaeus (western European hedgehog)
Lineage: Eukaryota; Metazoa; Chordata; Mammalia; Eulipotyphla; Erinaceidae
Gene: TTC1
Product: tetratricopeptide repeat domain 1
Exons: 8
Coding region: 309-1169 (286 amino acids)
Molecular function (GO): protein binding
Source: RefSeq, a predicted model, not a curated record